GCGCCGGCCAGCCCUUUGCCUCUGUCACAGGUGGAGCUGGGGUUUCCUCCGGGCCUAUUUGCGCCGGCGGCCUUCCGUCCGCCACCUGACCUCACAGAGGUGUGUCUGGGGCCGCCGCCUGGCUUGUGCCGGCCGCAGCAGGCUGAGCCGGAUGAGCCACCACAACGCCCCGAGGACGCAUGGCAGCCAACGUCGCCAAUCAUCCGGCACCCCGGAGAGCCCACGGCACCCAUCAAGCUCCAUCGCGAAGAGGACUGGAACUUCGUGGAGCGCGACGGCUAUGGCGCCUGGGAGGGCAUCACCCUUCAGGCCAAACAUUUGUUCGACUGGAGAAGGCCAUCACUGUUGACGGCCGGCAUGGUCGCCUUCCACGAUUUUCAUUGGGCAAGCAGGGAAGAAGGCGGGGAGGGUGGCUCCAUGGCGGAUUCGCACGCGGAUUCUUCGCCGGCCUCGUCAGGAACGUCAUUGCAGGUCGAACUGACAAUGCUCCCUCCUGGAGAG
Molecule: messenger RNA, 501 nt
Organism: Symbiodinium necroappetens
Lineage: Eukaryota; Dinophyceae; Suessiales; Symbiodiniaceae
Source: the annotation of a GenBank genome assembly